AUGCUCCGUCGCACACGAAGCCGUGCGAUCUCGCAGUACAACUUUGGUCAGCCGUCGCUGACGAGGGCCUUCGGCCCCAUACCGUGUGAAGGUCAGACAGCAAAGGCAGGGAAGGUCAUGUCCACAAAACUUUCAAAUGGGGUUCGUGUUGUGUCGCACGACUUGGACGGCGCCCAUAGCGUCGUUGGAGUCUACGUUAACGCAGGGCCAAAGUACGACCCGCUCAGCUGCCCAGGACUGAGCCACGUGAUGCGCUAUGCCAUUCAGACAUCCAACAUGGAUAGCUCGCUGUUUCAGGUGGACCGGACGAUGCGGUCUACGGGCAACGCCUAUGGUCAUGGUGAGAUCUGUAAGCGUUACGUGCACUGGAAGGCUGAGGGGAGGCGUGACAUGUGGGAGCACCCCUUUGCGAUGCUCGCUACAGGGGUGGUGGCGCCGCGCUUUCACGAGAGCGACGUGGAGCGUUUCCGCGACACCAUGGACAACCAGCGCGAGGAGCUGCGCUGGCAGCACCCACGCGAGUACUGCGUGGACGCUCUUGAAACGGUGGCAUUCUUCAGGGAGCCGCUUGCUUCCCCGCGCAUGGUGCCACCGGAAGCAAAUGACCGCUGCAAUCAGAAGGCGCUUGUGGAUCACUGGGCAAAGCACUUCCACCCCGGCAACGUCACUCUGGCGGCUGUCAACGUCCCACACAACGCACUACUGGCGGCGUACGCGUCACUGCCGUAUCCGCAUUCCGCGGAGGCCCCUCACCACGCACGAUCUCGUCAGCCAACCUUCUCGCACGCGAGCGAGGCCACACAGUUCUACCCUGGACGUCAGCGUGUGGUGUACGAGGACCGCGCCAAGGCGAUGGGCACGGUGCCAGACAUGGGCCAGGAGGUCAUCGCUGCUCUGGGGGUCCCAACCUUUGGAUGCGAUGAGGACGUAAAAAAGUACGCAACAGCGCUCGUGGCGCGAGAGGUGUACCAGGCCUCCAUUGACCGUGCCAUGCCAGCCGCCCUGGCCACGUCGCAAGGGGUGCAGUCAUUCUACCGUCCUUAUUCGUCCGCGGGCCUCCUCGGCGUUACGAUCCGUGGUGCUCCGGAGGAAGUUGAAAAUCUAUUAGCUGCUGCAAGAGGAAGCUUUCCAACGAAGGUGACAGAAGACGAGGCUGCUGCGGGACGUGCUCGUGCCACGAUGGCCUUUACGCGGAAUCACCUAGAGAUGGUGCGAGACUACUGCGACUUUAUUGCGACGUCCAGCGCCACACCACAGCAGCUGUUGGGGGCCAUCGGAGCAGUUUCGGCAGGGGACGUGGAUGCGGCUUUGGGCGCUGCUGGUGCCGUGGCACCGGCCGUCUUCGUCACUGGCUCCACCUUUGCCUUUCCGAGGGUGUCGAGUCUCAGGAGGGAGAAGUAG
This is a messenger RNA of Trypanosoma rangeli, 1401 nucleotides long. Its product is annotated as mitochondrial processing peptidase alpha subunit. NCBI's taxonomy places the organism in Eukaryota, Euglenozoa, Kinetoplastea, Trypanosomatida, Trypanosomatidae. The transcript has a single exon. Gene Ontology annotation, molecular function: metal ion binding. Bases 1 to 1401 code for a protein of 466 amino acids. The record is from RefSeq and is a predicted model, not a curated record. Gene Ontology annotation, cellular component: mitochondrion.